Tupaia belangeri chinensis (Chinese tree shrew) is the source of this 2865-nucleotide messenger RNA. RefSeq names its product serine rich and transmembrane domain containing 1 (gene SERTM1). The transcript is spliced from 3 exons. The coding region runs from base 330 to 653 and encodes 107 amino acids. NCBI's taxonomy places the organism in Eukaryota, Metazoa, Chordata, Mammalia, Scandentia, Tupaiidae. The record is from RefSeq and is a predicted model, not a curated record. Gene Ontology annotation, cellular component: intracellular membrane-bounded organelle.
GGGAACCGACUCCCGCUGCGCCAGCUGCACGCUGUCAGCUAGUGGCCUCGCGUCUGGUUUUUCCGCGGCCGCUUGGUGGGCGCGGGUCGCCGCGACAGGGGCGCAGCCGCUCCGACAUCGUCCCUUGAGAUCGCGCGUCCGGACCAGCAGGAUCAUCUGUCCCUUCCCGGGGACCCGCCACACUUACACUGACAGCGGCUUUGCACCUUACAGCGCUCGCUAGUCUUUUCAGUAUCUUCGGGUGGCUUCGAACCCGGGGAAGUUUUACCUGGCGCUGAACACUUGCGUUCCCCAGCGGUGGUUGCCCGAGUUUCCAGGAAAACCAGCAGAUGUCUGAAACGGACCCUUCCUCUGGAUUGGCGGGAAGUGUGGAGAAUGGAACUUUCCUUGAGCUGUUUCCCACGUCCCUGUCCACAUCGGUGGACCCAUCCUCGGGCCACCUGUCCAACGUCUACAUCUAUGUGUCCAUCUUCCUCAGCCUCUUAGCCUUUCUGCUUCUCCUCCUCAUCAUCGCCCUGCAGCGGCUCAAAAACAUCAUCUCCUCCAGUUCCUCCUACCCGGAGUAUCCCAGCGAUGCCGGAAGUUCUUUCACCAACUUGGAAGUCUGUAGCAUUUCCUCUCAGAGGUCGACUUUUUCCAACCUUUCAUCAUGAAAUGGAAGAACCCCAGCAGGUGGCAGCAGCUUAGGGUUUUCCUCACUGGCAAGUGGCGCUUAGAGAGUUGCCUCAGGAAACAAAGGACCCUCUUGGGUGAGGCCAGUUUUCCCUUCAUCUUGGACCUCUUUUCUGUUCAUGAUGUUUUGCAUUUGUGAAUGGAGAAGCUGAGGCUGACAGAAAUGCGAGCAAACCUUGAAGUGCAGAAUUUUAUGCCAACUGCUUGCCAAAUCCAGAGCUGGCUUCAUCAGGAAGAUGGAUUCCUUCCAUCACAUUGAACACUGGACUGCUCUGAAGCAGCCUCUCAGUGGACGCUGCAUGGUGACCCUUGAAACUGUGACCCCAGCUGAGCCAGCAGAAGCUAGCAAAAUUAAGAUUGAACUAUUUAAAAGAUAUUUUCCAUAUUUAAAGUAAAUGGAGACACUAAAUUAAGAGAGAGAGUCAAUUUAAUGUAUGACGUUUUUAAGAGAGAGUAAAAAUCUGCUAGAUGUUUUAUUUCACCUUAACAAAUGAAAAUCACAUUUAUUGAUGAAUGUAAGUAAUUUUGAAAAGUUUAGGAAGAGUUCAACUUUUAAAGGCAAGACAGCUAUGGGUUAUAUUGCUGUUUGUAAUGUAUUUCUGUUUCCUGGUUUGUUUGGUUUUUUUCCUACUUACAUUCUAAUCAUAAUGUACCACUGUUAUGGGAUUCUUUGUGAUAACUGAUGUUACUAUUACUAAGUGAAGCAACAGAAGAGACAUGAAAAAUUUUUAUUUAUUUUUUGUCUGUAAUUUCCAUUAGCAUGAAAGAAGCUACGGAAAAUGCUCAGUUGUAUAUUUUUCAGUAAUAAUCCCUAGCAAUCGUGUAUAUUUUUUUCUUUAGUUUCAUAGUCUUGUUUAUUUUAGCGCAGAGUAAUGUUAAGGCUCUGAGAUGUUAGCUGUUUAUUUAGUCAUAUUAGGCUGCAAAACUUAGAGACUAAUUUGCUAAUAUACAUGUUAUUAUAUACUCCAUGGAUAUUAUACAGUUCUGGUAAUUUGUUGUUAUAUGUUUAUGUAACAUGCUGCAUUUGGGUUCCAAGAUGUCGGCUUCUGUUAAAAAUUGUAGGCCCUCAAGUUGUGUAGCCACUGACAGCCCCAGUGACCCUGGUGGCUGCCAAACUGUGAUCAGUUGAGUAUGUCUGAAUUCGGAGGCAGGAUUGCAGAGUCAUCUAUAAAAUGAGGCAUAUAUGUUUGUGUGGACAUGGAAUGUGAACGAAAUCAAGCUGCCCCCGAAAACAAAGCAAGACAAACAAUUCAUAAGAAUAAGCAUUUUAAUUUAAUUUUAAAAAUUAAGUUAAGUCAAUAAAUGGCCCACAGCAUAAACACUGAACUUAUUCAACCAACGGAACCCACUGUAUCAACAUGCCACUGCAUUCCCAUGACAACUGAAUCAUUCCUUGUUCAAAACUUUCCGUGAUCUUGAGUGGAGCUUCAGCACAUCCUUCGGGUGGAUUGCACAGUCAGCACUCUCCACAGACUAGAACAAGAAAAAGAGUCCAUCAUUUCUACAGGGUCUAUCUUUGUCAUCCUCAAAUGCUGAGAGAGUGGAGAACUGGUCAUGAGGAUCAGAAGGCUUCUUCCCCUGCUGUUUGUAAUCCAUAAACCUCACUGAAAUCAGACUACAUUUAACUAUUUAUAUAUCAAAAUGUCCCCACACAUCAUAAGACUAGUACAGAGUUGCUGCCCUAAAAUGUAUAAUUAGUGAAAAUUUUGCCUCUGCUGCCGUUUAAAGCAUAGCAGUGGGCUGGGUGUUAUUAUGUAGUAUAAAAACUGGACUGGAGAAACUCUGCUAUUUUAGAGCAGUAUUAGCAUUUUCUGAAUGUAUAUAUAUAUAUAUAUAUGUGUGUGUGUGUGUGUGUGUGUGUAUGUAUGUGUGUAUAAAUAUAUAUGUAUUGUGUGUAUGUGUGUAUUCACAUAUUACCAAUUAAAAGUUGUGUAAAAGCAACACGAGAUUACAGAGGCUUCUAUAUUAUCUGUCGCUAUUGCUCUUUUAUUCAUCUUGUGCUAUUUUGGUUAUUGAGGGGGAAAAAACGACAUGGGUGACAUGGUUUUACAAAAUAAAAGGAUGAAUUUGCCACACCAUAAGACGCUCUGAGCGUGAUCUGUCUUAAGCAGUAGUUUUGUAUCCUCUCCCUGUGGAACAGAUAAAAAAACUUCUGACAGUAAAACUACUUAAAAAAUCAAAUCAGAUCAAAUC